Messenger RNA from Gossypium arboreum, 1641 nucleotides. Its product is annotated as transcription termination factor MTERF9, chloroplastic-like. Gene Ontology annotation, molecular function: double-stranded DNA binding. Gene Ontology annotation, biological process: chloroplast organization; regulation of DNA-templated transcription. The transcript has a single exon. Gene Ontology annotation, cellular component: chloroplast. The record is from RefSeq and is a predicted model, not a curated record. The coding region runs from base 283 to 1410 and encodes 375 amino acids. NCBI's taxonomy places the organism in Eukaryota, Viridiplantae, Streptophyta, Magnoliopsida, Malvales, Malvaceae.
UUUUAUGUUAGCUUACUUAAAAAAAAAUUUAUUCAAUAAUUCAAUUAUGUAUCUAGUUAAACUCAAACUUAAAAAUUGAAAUUCCAUUCGGUUUGAAGCUUUGGCUCAACUCACCGAUUACACCAGCUUACCUAAAGUAAAGCCCUUAUUACAUCAAUACAUCUGUGUGUGCUUUUUCCGCUUCCUCUUCUUCUUUUGGCCCAUUUUUUUCUCUAAAAACCUCACCUACAGCUUACUCUGUUCCCUGACAUUUUCCCUUAAAAUUACACUGAAAAAGCUCACAUGUUUCCCAAACUUCAUCUAUUACUCAAGUUUCGAUUCCUUGUCUUCGCAUCGAACCGCCACUUUACACGAUCAAACUCUGUUUUUCGAAUUACCGCCACCUAUUCGACGAUAUGCCCAAACCAAGUUGAAAGCCCGAAUGAAGAAGCUAUAGAGCAUCCGAGAGACUCCACCGAGAUUUUCAAGCAAUGGGGUUGCUGUGAAAACGACUUGUUGACGAUCUUUUCACGCCAACCUUCUUUGCGCAACGCUCAAGCUACUCCCCUUUUAUCCAAACUCAACUUGCUGAGUAGCUUGGGACUCACCGGUUCCGACAUUGUCAAGAUGAUCAAUUGUCGUCCUCGUUUCUUUUGUUCUCGUAUCAAUAAUUGCUUCGACGAGCGGAUUGAGUUCCUCGUUAACCUGUUCGGUUCGCGAGAAAUGCUUCGUAAAGCACUUGUUAGGAACCCUUCACUCUUGACCUAUGAUUUUCACAAUACCAUGAAACCAGUCAUUGCAUUGUACGAAGAGAUUGGCAUUAGCGGACAUGAUUUGAUUGCUAUGCUCAUCUCACGUCCCACAUUAAUCCCAAGGACUUCUUUCAACGAGGAGAAGAUGGAAUACAUAAAGAAAACAGGGGUUUUAAAAGGUUCCAAAAUGUACAAGUACGUAGUUUCACUCAUCGGAAUAUCGCGGAUUGAGACUAUACGUGAAAAGGUGACUAACUUGGGGAAAUUUGGGUGUUCGGAGGAAGAGAUUUGGAGUCUGUUGGGACGUUCUCCUCUUAUUUUGACACUCUCGGUUGAUAAGGUUCAAAGGAAUAUGACAUUUGUUUUGGGAACCAUGAAGCUGUCUCCAAGAGUGGUGCUUGAGCACCCGUUUUUGUUGUUCAGCAACCUCGAAGCCGUAUUGAAACCGCGGAUAUCGUUGGCUCGGAAACUAAAGGAAAUGGAGCUUGAUCCGCAGAUUAAAGGAUCGAUCAUGUUGAGGGCAUUGAGGAUGACAGAAAAUCGAUUCUUGAAUGUGUUUAUUAAAUGCCAUCCACAAGAUGUGGCAAAUGAACUGUUGGAGUUCUAUAAACAUGCCAAAGGUCUCAAGCCAUUGGCCGAAUCAUCGAAAAAAAUACUGCGUAAAGGAUUUCCAUUUUGAACAUUUUCGUUUGUUUGUUUGGUGCUGUCUUCAUUUUCUUUUUGUUCAUUCAUGUCUAGGGAUAUUUCGAUUAAAUUUUCAGAUUUAUAACUUUUAUUCUCAAAGGGAUAAUGCGAGACUCUAUAUAAUAUGUUAUAUAUACUACAAGUCUCUGCAUAAAUUCUUCCCAAAGUUGUCGUCAUAAAGGAUUAGUAUUUAAAUUAUAUAAUAAAUUUAAUUUAAUGUGUGUAA